Messenger RNA from Glycine soja, 1509 nucleotides. Its product is annotated as carboxylesterase 1-like. NCBI's taxonomy places the organism in Eukaryota, Viridiplantae, Streptophyta, Magnoliopsida, Fabales, Fabaceae. The record is from RefSeq and is a predicted model, not a curated record. Gene Ontology annotation, molecular function: hydrolase activity. The transcript is spliced from 2 exons. Bases 175 to 1239 code for a protein of 354 amino acids.
UGGUGGGAUUCCCUGCAAAGAAUCUAAAUGACUAAAUCCAAAUCCAGGAUAUAAAGAUAUCACACCUAUCAUCAUUUCAUUUGUUUCUUCUCCCCUUCCAUGAACACUACUUUCUCCCUCUUCUUCCAUAUCUUUUGAUUAAUUCUAGCUAUCAUAGUUUUAAAAAAUUCAACCAUGCGCCUCUUCUCUUUCCCACACUACAAAUCCUUUUGGAGAUCUUCAAUUGCAUUUGCAUUUUUCUUAACAUUUCUCACUCUCCAAACCCAAUCCACUCCAAUCCCAUGCAACAAGGACCCCUACAAGGAGCUCAACCUUAUCCCUAACAAAAACGGCACCGUCACGCGCCCCAACAAACCCCCCGAGAGCCCGCCCGCACCGGAUCCCAACCUCAACACCCUCGUACUCUCCAAAGACAUCUCCAUCAACCAAUCAAAAGGCACAUGGGCGAGAGUCUACCUACCCCGCGUGGCACUGGAUCACAGCUCCAAGCUCCCCUUAUUGGUUUUCUACCAUGGGGGAGGGUUCAUUUUCCUCGGUGCGGCCUCAACAAUCUUCCACAAUUUUUGCUUCAACAUGGCAAACGACGUCGUUGCGGUCAUUGCUUCCAUCGAAUACCGUCUGGCACCAGAACAUAGACUACCCGCGGCAUACGAGGAUGCCGUGGAGGCACUGCAGUGGAUCAAAACCAACAAAGAUGAUUGGCUGACAAACUACGUCGAUUACUCCAACGUUUUUCUCAUGGGGAGUAGUGCCGGAGGAAACAUAGCCUACAACGCGGGUCUACGAGCAGCCACGGUUGAUGGUACUUAUAAUCAGAUUCCCAAGAUCAAAGGGCUUAUUUUGGUUCAACCAUUUUUCAGUGGGACCCAAAGAACCGGUUCUGAGCUGAGGCUAGAGAACGAACCUCAUUUGGCGCUGUGUGUUAAUGACGCGUUGUGGGAGUUAUCGUUGCCCGUUGGAGUUGACCGUGAUCACGAGUAUUGCAAUCCAACGGCAGGGAAUGGUCCUAAGAGAUUGGAAAUUAUCAAACGGCGUGGAUGGUGGGUGCUGGUUACCGGCUGUGGCGGUGACCCACUUGUGGAUCGUCAGGUGCAACUUGUGAGGUUGAUGCAAAGGAAGGGAGUGAGAGUUCUGGGGCAUUUCACACCAGGGGAUUAUCAUGGGGUUCAAGAUAGUGACCCAUUGAAGGCAAGGGAGCUAUAUGGGGUAAUUAAAACUUUUAUUUCAGCUUUAAAUUAAUGUUCAUUGCUCAAGAGUACUUAGAGUAAGAAUUUCUUGUAAUUGCAUCAUUUAAUGAGUGAGAGAAAUAAAUAUUGGAUAUAGACAUUUUAAACUCCACUUAUCCCAUUUUUUUCCUUUCUAUGUUAAGUGGUCAUGAUGUGUGAAGUUUGUUGUUGAGAAUUGAAGUCUCGUUUUGUGUCUUGCUUGCUAGUUCCCUGCUUGAUCUUUCAGUAGAAAACUUCAAAUUAUUAAUUGUAAGCUAUAUAAACAUUUGAUUUUUGCACUUUA